Messenger RNA from Prunus armeniaca (apricot), 996 nucleotides. NCBI's taxonomy places the organism in Eukaryota, Viridiplantae, Streptophyta, Magnoliopsida, Rosales, Rosaceae. The record is from the annotation of a GenBank genome assembly.
AUGCAGGUUGACUCCAAGCCAUUCUCUCCACUUGUCAUCAACAUGGUCAAUGCUCAGCUUCGGGCCGAGUAUAGGGAAGUUCAUCGGCCGGCAAAAGGAAAGGAGCCGUUGGCUGAACCAGAACCGGUACCGUGCAGUCGGUGCAAGUACGAGAUCGGUCAGCUCAGACCGCCAGAGAACAAAAGGAAGGCCGCCGAGCCAUCUCAACCGACUAUGAAGAAAUUCAGCGGCCAAUACGACCGUCGGCCAGCAAGCAGAGCCGUUUUCGACCGACUAGGGGCACAAAGCCCAAGUACCUCAGCAGGCCGCAAAGACGAAGCCGCUCCUAGGCCGGUGAAGACUUUUAAACCACCGGUCGUACGGGAUGACCGAUGCAGAGACAAGUUCAGCAGGCCAGGAUUAAAACGCCAAAAGAAGAUGGCGACCGCAAAUGAGCCACCAUCCGUACCAAUCGUUCCCUCUACAACGAAGGCUGCCAGCAUCAAGCCUCCGAGGACGUGGCGCCCUAGGCAGGACGGUUAUCCCUGCAGAAUGGCGGCCGUUUUGGUCGAGCCAAAGGCCGCGGCCCUAGAGAAAACAGAUGAGGGUAUCAUCGACGUCUACCACGGAAGGGACCCCCCUUUUUCGGCCAACGGUUUGUCCUUUCUCAUGGAAUUCCAUAAGGACCACUCGACCACCGAACUAUACGGCAUGACCCCUGAGAACCGUGAAAUCGUGGAGUUGGCCCUCAAAAACGCUAAGGCGGAGGCGCUCCUCAUUACCAGCGGAUCAAACUCGGCCAUUAAGGCCGUAUACCAGGCAAACCGGGAUGCCAGGAGCGACUUAGAAUACCUUCGCCAAUAUUUUACUGUUACUCCGACCGACACUAUCUUUGGUCUGACGAUCGAGGAAAGGGCCCGGGUAAGCCGUCUGGACGACUACUUAACGGCCAGGGAUGCGUUAGCUAAGGCUAGACAAGCCCUCAAGGAGGAGGUCGAGGCCUUAGACCCCCCCUAA